Acanthocheilonema viteae is the source of this 3171-nucleotide messenger RNA. NCBI's taxonomy places the organism in Eukaryota, Metazoa, Nematoda, Chromadorea, Rhabditida, Onchocercidae. The record is from the annotation of a GenBank genome assembly.
AUGUCAGGAUGUUUGUUGGGGCUUAUUCAGGAAGAUUUGAGCAGGUUUGAUUGUGUUUCGGAUGAACUAGCUCUUCAAAUACGAGUCAUUGCUAUGGUUUGCGUCCAGUCACAGUGUAGAGCAGAGCCAGCACUUUGGCCACCUUCAAGCCUUCAUUUGACUUCAUAUUACAAUUCUGUUAAUAUUCUUGAAAUUCUACUCGAAGUGUUCGGUUACGAAGAAUCCAUGAGUUUUGACGGAUCAACACCCGCACAAUUUGCCGCAAUGAAAGGACAUCUGCGAGCAUUGGUUGUACUCUUUCGCAAUCAGAAUAUUAGUAUUUAUUCCUGCCUUGGAGGAUUUAACGCAUAUGAAUUUCUUAGAAGUUUUGCGAAGCCCAGGGAAAGCGAGAAAUUACCCUGCUUAUCACGAAUUUAUGCAUAUGGUGACAACAGUACUAUGUUUUUGGGUAUUGUGCACGAAAACCUUAUCACAAGUCCUGUCCCUGUUCAUUUUUUUGAUGAGAUUAACUUCAGAAAGGAAGUUACUCAGGUUUCUUUCGGAAAAUAUCAUGCCAUUUACUUGAUUGAUGGACAAGCAUACUCAUGUGGUUUAGGAAGAUAUGGCAAAUUAGGACAUGGAAAUGAAAAAGAUCAGUUAACAUUGCGAGAAAUAAAGUUCUUCGAAUCAAUUAUUUGUAUUUCUGCUGGGUUGACACACUCGAUCAUAUGUACACAAAAAAAGAUCAUAGUGUUCGGACUGAAUGAUAAGGGACAACUAGGAUUGGGCACAAAACAGCUUGUGUUAACUCCAACAGUCGCUAAAUUUUUUAAAGAAAGUCGGGAUUACAUCAUUGCCUGUUCGACAGCUGAAGCAUGUUCAGUAAUCGUCAUGAGUAAUGUUCGUAUCCUUUUCCAUUCAACCAUAGGAAUUAUUGAAGUUUUGGAAGAUUCACGUGAUUACGUUGCUAUUUUCAGUUCGAUUUCUACGUUACUGGAACAGCGAAUGAUAGCGAUCAAAGUUGAUGGCAAAAGCUAUUACAUCACCAGUACUGUGCAUGUUACGCGAUGCAUUGGGGUUUAUUAUGCUCCAAAUUUGGGUGCUGUGUUUUCUGGUUACAAGUGUUUCUACGAAAGUCGUGGUCAACCAUUAACAUCAGGGAUAUUUUUAUUCGAUUCAGAAUGUCAUGGUCUGCUUCGAUCCGUAUCCUUUUAUAACAGUUUGAUGAGAAGAAGCAUAAUUGAAGUGAUAAGUGCGGAUAUUACUCAUAAUGGACGUAUAAUCAUCGUUGACUACAUGGGAGACGUUUACGAAGGAACUUUUGAAAAUUAUACACUGUUUUCGGACCCAUAUUUCGGCAACGUUUGCAACGGUUCUACAUGGGUUACUGAGUACAUGGUAAAGAUAAAGGUUUAUCGAUUACGUGGGAUUUUCCCAGCAAAAAGUGCUUUUUUAGCACCAGAUGGAAAAAGCAAAAUAUUGAAUUUGUAUGAGAUCGACACACGAUCGGUCCAUCAUGAUACAGAAAAUGUAUCUGAAGUGGAAUUUGCAAGUUGUAACGAAGCUACAGUCAUAUGUACGAAUGAGGAAGGUCAUGAAGUGGCACGCUAUGAAUUUUUUCUGGAAAUACUCAAACAUGAGAGCGAAGUCUGCUCAUCGUAUUUUGAAAGAUGGUCAGGAGGACAGAAUGAAAUCCGAAUUACAGUGAAGCCACAGAUAAUUGAAAUAUUCUUGGAUUUUUGUUACGACCACUGUUUACCUCCAGAAUUGAGCAUACAAGAAUUAACGGAAUUAUUAAUAUUUGCGGAUAAGCUAAUAUGCAAAAACUUCUUCAACGCAAUCAAGAAAGAACUAUUCAAACCUCCAUUUGAAAUGUCGAAAUUGCGACAGCUCUAUGCUUUGGCUCGUUAUCUGUCAUCUGUAGAGCUGUAUAAAAGUUUGAGCGAACUUUGCGCAGCAGUGUUUCCGACACUUUUGGAAAAUGGAUUUGUUAAUGAGCUAUUACUCGAUGAAAUUGCAUAUAUUGAGGACGCUUUUCGUUCAUAUGCUUUGGACAAUAUAGUUCGGAGUGUGGAUGAAUUUGUAAUUGCUUCGGAAUCAAGGAUUACGAGAUUGGUAGUUCCAGAGCAAACUGUAAGAAAUAUCAUCAUGGAUGUAAUGGAAGUUGUAAAAGAACCGAUGGAUACUAAGGAAUUAAUUGAUUUGUGCAGGAAUAUAAAGAAUGAUUUGCAUUCGGUGAAACGAUGGAAAGAAAUCAGAUCGGCAGGGAAUGCUGUUAGUGUGGAAACCAAAUGUGGACGACAGAAGGGAUCCCAUAAGAAAAUUAAAAAUACUGAUACUACGAAUAAGAAGAAUGAAAACUCUAUCAGUGAGAAAAAUGAUAAUGCUACCAAUAAGAAAAGUAAUAACGCAGCCAGUGAGAAAAAUGAUAAUUCUACCAAUGAAAAAAGUAUUAACUCUACCAAUGAAAAAAAUGAUAACGCUACAAAUGAGAAGAACGAUAACACUGUCAAUAAGAAAAAUGAUAAUUCUAUCAACGGGAAUAAUACUACCAAUAAAAAGGAUGAUAACGCUACCAAUGAGGAAAAUGAUAACGCUGUCGAUGAGAAAGAUGAUAAUACUUCUAAUGAGAAAAAUGAUAACUCUACCAACGAGGGAAAUGUUAACUCUAAUGAGAAAGAUGGUGACACUACUACCAACGAGAAAAAUGAUAAUGAUAGUGGUCGUGUUCAUACGCCAAAUAUUCUCGCCAAGAUUGCAAUUGCGAAAAACCAAGUCUGCGAGAAGGGUAUUCCUUCGCUUAUCUCUCUUUCGGAUGAAGGAGAAGAGAAAACUGGUGAAAGUAAGCAAGAAGAGAAGAAAGAUCCUUGCAUUUUACUAAGCAAUACAUCAAAAAAUCCUUGUGGGUCUCAGCGAGAAACUUCGAAUUCCUGGCAUCUGGAUGAAUCUGUGACAUGUGAAAAUUCAUUUGCACAAAUAAUGGAAGAUGAACAAGCCCGGCAGUUACAAACGAUUCGACAAACAAGCUCUCGUCUUUCUGAUAUAAAUAUAGAACAGCAAGCAAUGGUUGAGUUGACAGCGCAUUACGAAAGCGAGGCUACGAUUCAAGGUGUCUCAAUCACAGUUAGCACAGAACAUGAGCUUGAAGAAAUAAAUGAUCCACUUUGGGCUGCAAGAUCAGCUCAUCAAUGA